GACAAAAUGGCGGAAGUAACACCCUAUGCCGAUGAAUGGAAACAGCUAAAUAUUCCUAUUCAAGAUGCCGAUACUUUGCGACAAGAAGCCGUAGAAGCUCACCAUGAACAUUUAAUCACUGAAAUCGAAACUUCUGAAGGGCCUUUAGCAACUACUUUAAGAGCAGUAUAUGAUGGAGAGGAUAUCGAAUAUUUUAUGGAAAAGCUGGAUGCUCGCAUCAAAGGCCAUGACCAUGAAAUUGAACGUAUGUGUAACUAUCAUUAUCAAGGCUUCAUUGACUCCAUCAGGGAAUUGCAGCAAGUUAGUGGAGAUGCUACUAAACUGAAAGAUGAAAUAGAAGGUUUGAACAGAGAGCUUCAGCAUUCCUGUGAUCCACUGUUAAACAAGGGCCAUCAACUGGUCAGAUGUCGCAGAGUUCAAAAGAAUGUGACCUUAGCUAUAGAGAGUUUAACACAUUGUCUACCAGUUUUAGAAAUGUAUGGAAAGCUACAAGAACAAAUGAAGUGCAAAAGAUAUUACCCUGCUUUAAAAACUCUGGAACAACUGGAGCACACUUACCUCCCUAGAGUCAUCAACCACUGGUUCUCUCAGACAAUGGCUGAAGCCAUCCCCAGGCUUCGCCAGCGUAUCAAAGAAGCUUCUAUGACUGAACUUAAAGACUUCCUUGAGAGCAUUCGCAAACACUCGGCAAAGAUUGGGGAAGUUGCAAUGAAGCAUGCUGCUGAACAAAACAAUAUGGAUCCACAAAUAGCCAGGAAGAAAAUCAAAUCCCGUAGAGCACCACCUCCACCAAAUCCUUUUACAGGGGAAGUAGAAGCUGUGAUAGAAGUUAAUAAUGAUGUUGAAUACAAAGAAGAGGAACUUAGUGCACAAGACCUUGUAGACUUUUCACCAGUUUACAGGUGUCUCCACAUUUAUUCAUUGCUGGGUGAUAAGGAAAAGUUUGAAACCUAUUACAGAGCACAACGAUGGAAGCAAGCUCGGCUGUCUUUACAGCCACCACCAAAUAUGCACGAAAGUCUAGAUUUAUUCAAGAAAUAUUUCCAUGAUAUUGUUGGUUUUUUUGUGGUGGAGGAUCACAUCCUCCACACCACCCACGGCCUGGUGACCAGGUCACACAUGGAUGAACUGUGGGAGAAAGCUGUAGAAAAACUCUGUGCUACGCUACGAUCAACUUCGUUUACUUUCCAGGAAAAACCUGAUAAUUCUGGUGAUGCCAAUUCUAUGAAGGAAUUAACUAGCUAUGAGCAAUCUUGUAAAGCUGCAAACUUGAUGUUGGAAGUCAAAAAGUUGAUUGUUUUAUUUUGUCAUACACUGAAGGGAUAUGGUUUUAGUGUGGGAAGACUGUUGGAACUUCUACUAGAAAUGAGGGAUCGCUACAGCGUCAUCUUGUCUGAACAGUGGGUGGAUGUGUUUGCUGCCAUCUUUGCUGAAGAUAAUUACACGCCAAUUUAUUGCAUGGAAGCUGAAGAAUACACUGUCAUUUCCAGUCAGUUUCCAUACAGGGAUAAAGAUUUAGAAGAGGCUGCCUUCCCUCGACAAUUCCCCUUCUCCCAGUUUGUGCCUAGUAUUUAUGUACAAGUUAAGGAAUACAUCAAUGCCUGCCUCAAGUUUUCUGCAGACUUACAUCUAAGUCACACAGAAAUAGAUGACAUGAUACGGAAGUCUGCCAACCAACUGUUGACGAAAACACUAGGUGGCUGUCUGUCUAAUCUUAUCAGGAAACCUAAUCUCAGCUUGUUACAGCUUAUUCAAAUAUCCAUAAACAUGAACUACUUGGAAAAGUCCUGUGAAUAUUUUGAAGAAUAUAUAUCCAGUAUUACAGGGGCUGAAAAAGACAGUGUUCAUAUAGCAAGACUUCAUGGCUCCUCUAUGUUUAAGGAUGCACGUGGCGAAGCAGAACAACAGAUUUAUCAACAGCUGAACCUUAAGAUUGAUGAGUUUUUGGAUCUUGCUUCCUAUGACUGGACAAUCUCAGAGUCCAAAGGUCAGGCCAGCAGUUACCUCAUGGACCUUGUAGCAUUCUUACAGAGCACAUUUAUGUCUUUCACUAAUUUGCCAGUAUUUCAUUUCCACUGGAAAAAAUAUGUUGAAAAAGUAGCCAAAACUGCAUGUAUGUCAGCCUGCCAGCACAUUGCCUCUCGCCUGAUGGCAUUGUUGGUAGAUAAUGACAUUCGUCAGAUGACCAUGGGAGCACUUCAGCAGUUUAACCUAGAUGUCAUGCAAUGUGAACAUUUUGCUGCAUCUGAGCCAGUGCCUGAUUCAAAUGAUGGAACUCUACAAAUGGCUUUCACAGAUCUGAGACAGCUGUUAGAUCUUUUUAUCAACUGGGAUUGGUCUGUCUACUUAGCUGAUUUUGGCAAACAACAGUCUCGCUACUUGCGUGUACCCAGGCACACAGCCAUUAGUUUAUUGGAAAAGUUAAAUAAUGGAGAUAAAAAGAAAAAUAAUUUGUUUGCAUCAUUAAAAAAGAAUGAACGAGAUAAGAAAAAGUUGAUAGAAACGGUUUUAAAACAACUUAAAAUAUUGGAAAAUGGAGCAGCUUAAUUUUGUUUAAAGAAUCAAAUCCUUAAUUAACAAUCUUGAUUGCGAUAUGCACAAGUUAUGUAAAAUACUCCAGCAGCCAUCUUUAUAAUCAACUGUUUGGUCUAGCAAAGAUGCUGCUGAUGUAGCAUUUAAGAAAAUAUGGAUCAGCCUUGUGGUAUAAUGGUCUAAAUGACUGUUCAACUCAACAAGCAUAAAAAAUUACCUUGAUUUGUACUGGUUAUGUAAACAGCACAAGCCAAACAACAGUUAUGUAAAGUAUUAUUUACAUAUUAAACAUUUCCAUAAUUUAAAUAUAAAAUGUCAUUUCCUGUUUAGUCGAUCACUGUAUAGGUGCUGGAAAUGCUCUUAAUAAACUUAUUUGCUAGACAUUAGUUUUCUGUGAUAGAGUUUUGCUGGGCAAUAGAAAUCUAGUCUGAAAAUACAAUUACUGACUGCCUUGGUUGGAGAUAGCUUCUUUUAAUACAUAGACGCCUUAUAAUAACUUAUAUACCCCAACCCUAACACUGAAACUAGUAGUCUCCCUGACACACAUUGUAACCUCCAACCAGUAGCCUACCUGUCAUAUACUCAAAUCUGCAAACCAUUCCCAAUAAUACAAAUAUCUCCUCCCUUCCCCCCAACAUGUUAGUCUACACUUGCUGGGGUUUGGGCCAGUUACAAUAGAAAAUGACAUAAUGCUAUUUUACUAUGAGUGUAUUUUAAACUUGUUUUAUUUAAUAGUUACCUUGUAUUAUAUGUUGGCUACUAUGUAUGUCAAAUUGUCUUUCACUGCUUGCUGUAGAACCACUAUGUGUUUGCCAGUUAUGGCUGUAUCUGCUGUUUUUUUUAUAUGGAAUAAUGUAAAAUAAACAAUUGUACAUAUGA
This is a messenger RNA of Physella acuta, 3411 nucleotides long. Its product is annotated as exocyst complex component 6B. Gene Ontology annotation, biological process: Golgi to plasma membrane transport; exocytosis; intracellular protein transport. Gene Ontology annotation, cellular component: exocyst; membrane. The record is from RefSeq and is a predicted model, not a curated record. Lineage: Eukaryota; Metazoa; Mollusca; Gastropoda; Physidae.